AUGGAUGGGGCGGGAAACCAGACUCUCAUCUCCCACUUCGUUCUCCUGGGACUCUUCACCCGCUCGCCGCUGCACCUGCUCCUCUUCUCCCUCAUCAUGGCCAUGUUCCUGGUGGCCCUGUCUGGGAACGGGCUCAUGGUCCUCCUCAUCCACAUGGACUCCCGCCUCCACAGCCCCAUGUACUUCUUCCUCCGCUGGCUGUCGCUCAUGGACCUCAUGCUCGUCUCCACCAUCAUGCCACGCAUGGCGGUGGACUUCCUCCUGGGCGGCAGCUCCAUCUCCUUCACAGGCUGUGGGCUGCAGAUCCUCUUCUUCCUCACGCUCCUGGGCGACGAGUGCUUCCUGCUGGCCUUCAUGGCCUAUGACCGCUACGUGGCCAUCAGCAAGCCCCUGAGGUACUCGGCGGUCAUGAGCCGUUGGGUCUGCUGGCUCAUGGUGGCAGGGUCCUGGCUGUUCGGCCUGGUGGACGGGCUCAUCCAGGCCGUCUUCACCCUAACCUUCCCCUUCUGCAGCUCCCGGGAGAUUGACCACUUCUUCUGCGAGGUCCCUGCUGUUCUAAAGCUGGCCUGUGCUGACACCUCCCUCUAUGAGUCCAUGAUCUACGUCUGCUGUGUCAUGAUGCUGCUCCUGCCCUUCUCCGUCAUCUCCGCCUCCUACCUGCGCAUCCUGGUGGCAGUGCUCCACAUGCACUCCGUGGAGGGCAGGAAGAAGGCCUUCGCCACCUGCUCCUCCCACAUGGUCGUGGUCUCCCUCUUCUACGGGGCCGCCAUGAUCACCUACAUACGGCCCCAGGCCUACCACUCCUCCAAGCAGGACAAGGUGGUCUCUGCCUUCUACACCAUGGUCACCCCCAUGCUCAACCCUCUCAUCUACAGUCUGAGGAACAAGGAAGUGACGGGAGCCCUGAAGAAGCUCCUGGGAAGGUGUCCCUGUGGCAGGGAGCAGGGCUAA
Choloepus didactylus (southern two-toed sloth) is the source of this 951-nucleotide messenger RNA. RefSeq names its product olfactory receptor 56-like. NCBI's taxonomy places the organism in Eukaryota, Metazoa, Chordata, Mammalia, Pilosa, Megalonychidae. The transcript has a single exon. Gene Ontology annotation, molecular function: olfactory receptor activity; G protein-coupled receptor activity. The record is from RefSeq and is a predicted model, not a curated record. Bases 1 to 951 code for a protein of 316 amino acids. Gene Ontology annotation, cellular component: membrane. Gene Ontology annotation, biological process: G protein-coupled receptor signaling pathway.